AACUAUACAGAAGUUUACAGUAAAUUUAUUCAAAAUAUUUCAAGUAGUCUCUAGUAUUGAAGAACAUUUGGUUGACAUAACAAAAGUUUAAAAGAGUUAGUAGGAUUCUAAAAUAGUCUCAGAAAUGUCCAUUAUAUUGAGCAAAUUGUGAAAUGUAGUAAGGCUUAUAUAUAUGUAGCUUUUGGAUAGAAGAUUUUUCAUGAAGAAGAAAUUCUAAUCUUCCUUGUUAUUUCAGAAAACAUCUUGAAGAUGGAGCUGAUUGAAAAUUAAUUCCAAUUAUACUUCAAGCAGUUCAAGGUUUUAGAUCAUGGCUGAUGAUGACGACGACCACUCCAGGCCGACGUCUCACAGCAGCUCUGGUAGACGGCGUUGGGAAAUGCACUCUAAGGAGUCUUUUGAGACAACCUUGGCCGUUGAAACCCCAUCUCCAGCUCCGAGAAACAUUAGGAAUGUACUUAGUGCAAAGAACUCAUCUAGUGAACUACCUCUAGCCGCUUAUGGUAAUAAAAUGGUAGGAGCGGCUGAUAACAAGUCACGUGUUAAGUCAGCCGCUCGCAAGAACAGCGCCCUGAGCCGUGAAACCAGCGCAGAAAUACGACACGCGCAGAAAAUGGCUGAAGGCAGACGAGCUCGUGGAGCUAGUGCUAAUAAUGACGCUAAGAUUUUCAAAGAGAAUAAAUCUACCAAACCGGGUAAAGUGCCAGCACCCACAACAAGGAGCUCUUCAAGGAAUUCUAAGCAUUUGUCAUCAGAAGAUGUCUCCAGUUCCGAUAUGGCACGGCCUGAUGAACUGUUAACCAAACCCCCCAAACAUGACAACAUCCUGGCUGAUGCUCUCGCGGCUAAACAUUUCUCUAUUCUGAGUGCUGCUAAUAUGACUAAACGUUCCCGCCCGUCCUCGCAAGAAACAGCCUACACUGAAGACAGCGUUUCGCGGGAAGAAGGCUACGAAACUGAUGAUCAUAAGUUCCGUAGAGUGAAGCACGUUACUAGCCAUGAAAAGGAAGAGGGUAAAACUCACGAGACGUACACUCAGGCUAGCGCUCCCCCUCUUGAAAAAAUACCUAACAAUAAGCACAGUAAUACUUCUCGGAAAAAUAGUAGUAGAGACAUUUUCUCUAAAACCCCGACGAAAUCUUCCUCGAGUUCUCCGUCCAGCAGCGAAACCAAGAAAAAACGACGAAAAUCUAGAAAAAGAGACAGUGUGAGACCUGUUCCUGAUUCGUACAUCAGUGAGCAGCUGCAGAAACUCAGGGAUGAUAUUGUCGAUUCCAGUUCUGAAAUCCGACACCAGGUGUGCGAUAACGGACAAUUUGGGGCAGAAAACCCCAGCCUAUUGCCGCUGCCGAGCUUAGUCCUUCCUAAUACACGCGCUGAAAAAGACUUGGGGGAUAAUCAAAAAUUUGAAUCAACUGUGCGUGCAAUUUACUGCGAAAAAGUUCGCGGGUUUGCCCUCGCCAAGGACUGGCAGAGGUAUGCUGCAGAAGCAGGUCUUACUGUGGAAAGCGGCCACUGUGAACGCUUACACCCAAAUUGGCCCUCAAGUCGCGCCAGCUUAGCAGCGAGGCUUCAGACCAGCUUCCGUACUUUCUCUGUUUUCUCGCAAGGUCUCCUAGCGGGAGUGAGCUUGGCGCACUGCGUCCUGGUAUUCCUAAUCGCUGAGUCAUGGCAGGACGUUACGUCGGCAUUACUACCUCGUCUCACGCACGUCUUUUAUUCGCUCAUCGUCUUCCUAACUCUCAUUUGCUUCGUAGCUUCGUGUGACCGAGGCGACCUGUGCAGCGGGUCCGGCAGCCUGAUUAAGCAGCACGGCGUUCAUGUGCCAUGGAGCGCCGCCCUGUACCUCACAUCGCUAAGUGUCACGCUGGCCACCACUCGGGCUUCAGCGCUGCUGGUUCACCGCCAUGCCCCACUGCCCGACGUUCACCAGGCGGGGGGUGUAGGCUGGUACGGCUGGAUGUGCCUCGCCCGCACCAUAGCCAACAUCCUGGCAUGGCUGGCCGUGGUGCCAGAUCCUCACUCCGACGCGCUCGCGGCCAAACUCAAUCAUUGCAUCGGAGGUCGCGACGCGCCAGAUCGCCACUCAUAGUUGCGCAUGUAAUAAAUUUUGCCGAAUUUAUUUCCAUGGAUUUAUAAAACUGUGCAUUCUAUCAUAUUCCUUUCGAAAUAAUCGCACAUACCUUGCCAAUAAAACUAGAGACUUGGAUCUAAUUAAAUUUAUGUUAUUUAUUAGGUAUUUUCCUGAACAUCCGCGAUGAGAAAAAUCAUAGCAAAUCUCUUUAUUUCGAAUUAUACCACCCUCGACUGAAUAUCUUGAAGCCAAAUCGUCUUGUUUCUAAAAAUUUUUUGUUCUCUUGGAAGCAUAUACGUAACUUCAUUUUCAGUACUCAGGACACUUCUGCGUAAGUCGCCUGUGUUAUUUUAAAAAUUUAUCCUCAUAUGCGCAAAAGCUUAUUUGACCUCUCUGUUGUUGAAUACUUCUAAGCCCUUUGUUAUUUGCUUCUGCUCUUUAUUUAUUCAGCGAUGUGUUUAUUCUGUCUUGUUUAUUUUUAUUACACUUGGCAA
Molecule: messenger RNA, 2565 nt
Organism: Hyalella azteca
Lineage: Eukaryota; Metazoa; Arthropoda; Malacostraca; Amphipoda; Hyalellidae
Exons: 4
Coding region: 308-2089 (593 amino acids)
Biological process (GO): cilium assembly
Cellular component (GO): ciliary transition zone
Source: RefSeq, a predicted model, not a curated record